Tripterygium wilfordii is the source of this 1338-nucleotide messenger RNA. RefSeq names its product putrescine hydroxycinnamoyltransferase 3-like. The transcript has a single exon. Lineage: Eukaryota; Viridiplantae; Streptophyta; Magnoliopsida; Celastrales; Celastraceae. Bases 1 to 1338 code for a protein of 445 amino acids. Gene Ontology annotation, molecular function: acyltransferase activity, transferring groups other than amino-acyl groups. The record is from RefSeq and is a predicted model, not a curated record.
AUGGAGAUUAAAAUUGAGAGUUCAAAGCUAAUCAAACCAUUUUAUGAAGACGACACUACUCCUCUCCCAACCUCAGACCAUGUUCCUUUCACCGUCUUUGAUACGGUCACUUUUGACGCUCAUAUAGCAUUAAUUUACGCUUAUCGGCCCCCAGUUCCAUCAAAUGCAGAAAUUGAACUAGGCCUAAGGAAGGUUUUAGCCAAAUACAGGACUUUGGCUGGUAGAAUCGAUGAGAAUGAAAAAGGCGAACGUAUUGUUCUUCUUAAUGACAAAGGAUCGAGGUUUAUUGAGGCAUCAGCUGAUUUCAAUUUUGAUCAGAUAAUGCCCCUUACACCCUCUCCAGAUAUACUGAGCCUGCACCCUCCUUUGAAAGGGGUGGAGGAGUUGAUGCAAGUGCAACUCACACGGUUCAGUUGUGGCUCACUUGUGGUGGGCUUCUCGUCGCACCACCAAGUCGCUGAUGGGUAUUCCACAAGCAGGUUCUUGGUUGCUUGGGGUAGAGCUUGUAGAGGACUUGACAUUGGUGCACCCCCAAUUUAUGAUCGCUCAUUUUUCACUCCUCGAAAUCCCCCGAUUAUCGAGUUCGAACACAAAGGAGCAGAAUAUACAAUCAAGAAAGAUGAUAUCAAUUACGAUCAUCAUAAAAAUGAUACGUUGGGUGCUGAAGAAGUCGUUGUGGUGCAGAAAUUUCAUUUCACAUUGAAUUUUCUUAACAAGUUAAGGUCAAAGGCUUCAUCAUCAAUCGAAAGUACAAAUGAAAAUCCUAACAAGCCUUACAGCAAAUUUGUGAGCUUGCUAGCUCAUCUAUGGAGAGCCAUAACAAGGGCUCGUGGACUCACCGGGGUCCAAAAGACCAGCGUGAGAAUUGCAGUUAAUGGUCGCAGGCGAUUGAAGCCGAGAGUGCCUGAUGAGUACUUUGGGAAUGUAGUACUAUGGGCAUUUCCAACUGCGAGAGCUAAGGACCUUUUGAAUCAACCAUUGCAGUAUGCUACCAAGAUUAUUCAUGAUGCCAUUGUGAACGUAAACAACGACUACUUUCGAUCGUUCAUCGACUUCUCAAAGUCCAGUGAAGAAAACAAAGACAUUGUGCCGAGCGCAAACAUGAGCCUACACGUAUUGUCCCCAAAUAUAGAGGUUGAUAGCUGGAUGAACUUUCCAUUUUAUGAUCUGGAUUUUGGACAAGGGAAGCCUUUUACAUUCAUGCCUACUUAUUUCCCAACAGAAGGAAUGAUGUUUGUUUUGCCUUCAUUUCUGGAUGAUGGAAGCAUGGAUGCUGUCAUACCUCUCUUCCAUAGCAAUUUGGACUCCUUCAAACAGAUUUGCUAUUCCAUGGACUAA